UCAUUUUUGUUGGUAAACAAACCUGGAUUUUCAUUUGGGACUCGCAUUUUUAUUCAUUGUUUUUCGGAAAAUAGUUUUCCAUUCCUGAGUUGUUCAACAAAAAUCCAGGUUACCGUAUUCGAUAAAGAAGAAGCUACAAUGCCCCGGAGCCAGUGCCGGAUUUGCCUGCGAUAUUGCUCCGAGUUGGUGCCGCUGUUCAAGGCUAACAUCGGCGAAAAGCGGUUCACCGAUCUGAUCUACGAGCUGCUCCGGAUUGAGUUUGACCCGAAUCCGGAAUACCCGAGGCGCGUCUGCGAGUUGUGCGUCAAGAAGGUGAACUAUCUGUACAGCUUCUACGAGGAUCUGGUGAAGAGCCAAGCCCUGCUGGAAGAGCUGAGUAAAACGACCUCUCGUAAAGAGGCGAGGGCGCUGAUCGAAGCGAAAGGGCCCUCGAAUUAUAGCGAUGGCAUUUUCGAAGAGCUGGAGAAGUUGGACGAAAUAUCGGAUGAGGAUGAUGCUCAAAUAGAAAUAGAGGAAACGACUUUCCUGGAGAAUGUCGAAGAGACAGAACCGGUGUUGGAAAACGUGGAAUUCGAAGCCGUUGGAUUCGACGACGAUCGGCCGGUGGAGGAACAGUUGAUUGAUAUCAAGAUCGAAGCGGUUGAUGAGGAAGAGUGCGAUAUGCUGGCUGGAAAGGUUUCGCAGCAGAUUGUACAGAGCGAUGAAGAGGAGGAAUUCAGAGGUUUUGAAGAACCGGUUCCGAUCAAACUGACGGCAUCAAGGAAUAUGAAAAGAAAACGACCUAAACAGGUUGUUCCCAAGCUGGAAAUAGUUGAAACGAUUCCAAACAUGUGUUACAUUUGUCGGGAGCUUUCGGAUAGCAAAGAUAUGUUCGAUCUUCACUUGCUAACACAUUCAAAAAUGUUGCCUUACAAGUGUGAAAAUUGCAGCACCCCAACGGCCCCUGUAAUAAUUAAGACGCUGGUUCUGCUCAACAAGCACUUUGAAUCGCAUGGAUUCAGCUACUUGUGCGAAUACUGUCCGUUGAGGUUCCGUGCCUAUCCUUCAUUGUAUGACCAUACGAGAAACUUCCACACCGAGCAUAAAGAGGGAUUCACAUGUGACAAAUGCGGACAAGUAUUCAUCGAGAUUCGUAAAUUUCACAAGCACGUACGAGCUCACCGGAAUCGUGAUUCUGAGCGGUACAAAUGUAAGACUUGUGCCAAAACCUUUCAAACCGGGACCAUCUUGCGACGUCACGAGCGAAUCCACUUGACCGACCCGUUGUAUGCAUGCAUGGACUGCAAGAGGACAUUCAACCACGAAGAACAAUACCACAAGCAUAAAUUGCGUCAUCUGCAGCAGCAGUACAAUCAGCAGAAUGGUUAUUCCUGCAAGGUUUGUGAGGCGCACUUUACCUGUAAGGCUGAUCUGCGAGUUCACAUGCAAGUCCAUUUCCCCAACAAUCCAAACUACAGCAUCCACACGGACGUUCUGCCGGAAACUCUGAGAGAUUCCUCCAGCUAUCCUCGAGGAUGCGAAGAACCGGACUGCAAAUACAUUGCUCCGUCUUACACCCUCAUGUGGUCCCACUAUCGCAAUCACUACAAGUUGUACCAUUGCCAGGAGUGCGAUCGAAAAUUUGCCACGGCCACCAUCCUCAAGAAUCACGUGGAAGUAAUCCAUCAGAAACUCCGAAAGUUCCACUGCGAUCAGUGCCCGAAAACGUUCGCCUAUCAGCACAAGCUCAAGGAGCACAUGAACGUCCACCGGGGGAUCCGGGAUCGCAAAUGUCGCUUCUGUGGCAAAUGCUUCACCCAUUCCUCCAACCUGCUCGUCCACGAAAAGGUUCACAAGAACAUCAAGCGGCACAAGUGCGACAUUUGCGAUUCCUCGUACGUGACGACGUCCGCACUGAAGAAGCACAGAAAGACGCAUCGGACUAAUGUGAGGGUGAAAAACGUCGAACCAGAUGUGGAGGAGGACUGCGAAUACAUCGAGUGUGAAGAGGAAACAGCCGUUGCUACCGAAAUAACCUACAAGUUUGCGGAGGAAACUGUUCGGAACAAGAAAGAACCGGAACAGGAAGCUAAACUGGAGGAAAGCGAGCUCAUCUAUUUCAUGGAGGACGCAAACGAGCAAGUGUUGAGCAGUCAGGUGGAGAUUGAGGAAGGGGUGACCGUGAAAGAGCUGUGCGAUAUUCUAGAGGGAAAUUAGAGCGCGGUCAGAGGUAAGUGAACUGAAACCUAAUCUUUGUGGGAAAUAGAUACCAAAAAAUGAA
This is a messenger RNA of Aedes aegypti (yellow fever mosquito), 2260 nucleotides long. Its product is annotated as zinc finger protein 431. The coding region runs from base 139 to 2196 and encodes 685 amino acids. NCBI's taxonomy places the organism in Eukaryota, Metazoa, Arthropoda, Insecta, Diptera, Culicidae. The record is from RefSeq and is a predicted model, not a curated record. Gene Ontology annotation, biological process: regulation of DNA-templated transcription. The transcript has 3 exons. Gene Ontology annotation, molecular function: zinc ion binding; DNA-binding transcription factor activity, RNA polymerase II-specific; RNA polymerase II cis-regulatory region sequence-specific DNA binding. Gene Ontology annotation, cellular component: nucleus.